Messenger RNA from Dufourea novaeangliae, 1139 nucleotides. RefSeq names its product prohibitin-2 (gene Phb2). The coding region runs from base 115 to 1011 and encodes 298 amino acids. The transcript is spliced from 5 exons. The record is from RefSeq and is a predicted model, not a curated record. Gene Ontology annotation, cellular component: mitochondrion; membrane. Lineage: Eukaryota; Metazoa; Arthropoda; Insecta; Hymenoptera; Halictidae. Gene Ontology annotation, biological process: mitochondrion organization.
UCGAAGAAUCAGACCCUCGGCUUUGCAACUUUGAUCUUGACCACGUUAGAAGUACAGUUUGCCGAGGAUCAUCGGUCUUUACUUUGGUGCAGUGAUACUUAAUUUCUAUUGACAAUGGCGCAGAAUAAACUAAAUGAGUUUGCAACACGUUUCGCCAAAAAUCCAAAUGGAUUUUCCCUUGGAGCUAAAUUCCUUGCGGCAGCCGGCGUGGCGGUUUACGGCGUUACGAAAGCUAUGUACACAGUGGAAGCUGGACACAGAGCAAUCAUAUUUUCUCGUUUGGGAGGUAUUCAGGAUGAUAUAAUGACUGAGGGUCUUCAUUUCCGCAUACCAUGGUUCCAUUAUCCAAUUAUUUACGAUAUUAGAAGCAGACCCAGGAAAAUAUCCUCUCCCACAGGAUCUAAAGACUUACAAAUGAUCAAUAUUUCUCUUCGUGUACUUUCUCGACCUGAUGCAUUGACAUUACCUGUAAUGUACCGUCAAUUAGGUCUUGAUUAUGAUGAGAAGGUCCUUCCAAGCAUUUGUAACGAAGUAUUAAAGUCGGUUGUAGCUAAGUUUAAUGCAUCACAGCUUAUUACACAAAGACAGCUGGUUUCAAAUUUAGUAAGAAAAGAAUUAACACAACGUGCUCGUGAUUUUAACAUUGUACUGGACGAUGUAUCUAUCACUGAAUUGAGUUUUGGUAAAGAAUACACAGCUGCUGUGGAAGCUAAACAGGUAGCUCAGCAAGAAGCACAAAGAGCAGCUUUCGUUGUAGAAAGAGCAAAACAAGAGAGACAGCAGAAAAUUGUCCAAGCAGAGGGUGAAGCAGAAGCAGCUAAAAUGCUUGGUCUAGCCGUUGGCCAGAAUCCUGGUUACCUAAAGCUAAGGAAAAUUCGGGCAGCACAGACUAUUUCUCGCACAAUCGCUGGAUCACAGAAUCGCACUUACCUUAGCGGUAAUAGCCUAAUGUUGAAUAUUCAAGACCCUUCGUUUGAUGAUUCAUCGGACAAACUUAAAAGUAAGAAAUAAAGGCAACGUGAAAUUUUCUCACAUUUAUUCUUUUUCAUUAUAACAAAUGUUAUAUACAGCAUAAGAUGAUUUCCAAUGUUACAUAUGUAGAUACUUACAAAGAGUGUCAAUAAGAUUCAUUUUAGAUG